Messenger RNA from Trichobilharzia szidati, 3246 nucleotides. The record is from the annotation of a GenBank genome assembly. NCBI's taxonomy places the organism in Eukaryota, Metazoa, Platyhelminthes, Trematoda, Strigeidida, Schistosomatidae.
AUGGGUUGUGAGAAGCAGUCUGAACUGGAACUCUUAGCAAAACUGGAGGAACAAAAUCGAGCCCUGUUUUCGGACGCUAAAAUUGUCCCCUCACUACAGACACAUCGACGUCGUGAAGGCUCCUUAUCAAGCAGCAUUUCUACUGGAUCGGGACAAGACGAUACGCGAAGUUCGGGAACACCUUCAUUUCAAAACAACGGUCAUACAAACUAUUCAUCAUUGUCAUCAUCUAAGUUGAAUAGUGCUUCUGGAGUUUCACUUCCUUUAAUGAUUGGAUGGACUGCAGGUGCACCUGUCAGUAGUUCUAUUCGAGAACAAUGGGAUUAUGUAGUGAAUAAUUGGGAACAAUGUUCUAAGAAAAAGUCCUAUGUUUCUGAUCUCAUUAGAAAAGGUGUUCCAGAUGAAUUUCGUCCGUUGAUUUGGCAACUGUACACUGGCGCUUAUGAUUCAGCUGUUAAAAAACACUAUCAUAAUUAUUUGUUAGUUGAUUCACCUGUUGAGAAGGCUAUUCGUCGAGAUAUUGCACGAACAUUUCCUAAACAUGAUUUAUUUAAAGAUGAGAAUGGUUGUGGUCAAGAAAGUUUAUUCCGUGUUAUAAAAGCCUAUUCAAUACAUGAUCCAGAAGUGGGUUAUUGUCAGGGAUCAGCAUUUAUUGUCGGUUUGUUGUUGAUGCAGAUGCCUGAACUCAGUUCAUUCGCCGUACUUGUUCAGUUAAUGAAUGAUUAUCGUUUACGUGAAAUGUAUAAACCAUCAAUGAUGGAAUUGGGUGUUUGUAUGUAUCAAUUAGAACAGUUGAUUGCUGAUAACCUACCAGAUUUGUAUACACAUUUUCGUACACAAUCAUUUGCACCGAGUUUAUAUGCAUCCGCUUGGUUUUUAACUCUGUUUUCAACAAUUCUGCCUAUACCGUUUGCAACACGAGUUAUGGAUUUUUAUAUUGUUGAGGGUCUUCAAUUCAUCUUUAAAUUGGCCUUAUCAAUUCUAAAAUUCUCUGCAGAUAAUUUACUUAGAUGUGAUAUGGAAUCUAUGGUAGCGUUUCUUCAACAUGAAGGACCAAUAGAAUGGGAUAAACAUUCCUCCGUCAUAUUUGAAAGUGCCUGUUCAUUUAAGCUGAAUACAAAAAAGAUGAAAAAAUUGGAGAAAGAAUAUAUGACAAUGCGUAGUCAAGAAAGAGAAGAGCAAAUCGAAUUACGCCGUCUUCGUACUGAAAAUGGUUUAUUGUUACAGCGUUUGGCGCGUUUAGAAGAAGAAAGUGCUGUAAUGGCCGACCAUCUUGUAAAGUGUCAGUUAAUACGUGCUCAAGAAGCUGAAGCGGCUAUAGCUCUACGUUGUGAAUUAGCCAUUUUAAGACGAGAAUAUUCUCUGCUAAAUCCAUCACAGAAUACAAAUGAAUUACUGAAUGGUGAAGCUGAAGACGACAUAAAUCUGAUACCGAAUCAUCGAUUGAUACAUAAUGAUGGUACCCAGGAUACUACUGCUACUGCUACUACCACAUCAAUAACAACAACGACGACAAUGCAGGGUUCAAUCGCGAAAACAGUUCCCACCAGCGAUACUGCCGACACCACUGUCACUACUACUGAUGCUUCAUCAAAUAAUACAACUAACACAAAACUAACCAAUGGUAGCAAUCAGCUGACGCAUAAUCCUCAGGACAACAGAUCACCAAAUUAUUAUUCUAAAGUCAAUUUCACAAUGGAUAGUAAUCAUUCACCGAAUAGUUCAUAUGAUUUUUGUACACUUCCAAGAUCAAGAAAUCGUGAUCAUAGCACUAACAAUAAUAAAGCCAAUAAUAAUAAUGGAACAGGGAAUUAUAAUGGUGAAGCAAAAACCGAUCAACUCUUAUCAACAACAAUCAAUCAGUUACAAACAGACUUGGUUAAUUCACGUUUCAACGAAGCGGAUGCUAAAAAGGUUUCGCAUGAAUUACGAUGUAAACUGCAUGAAUUAGAAGAGUCGAAAACAGAUCAAUCACUUCGUGCAGCUGAACAGAUCGCUGUCUUGAAAGAUGAAUUAUUCGGAGCGAAACUUAGAGAAACAGAAUUAGUCAAUCAGAUUGAAGAGUUUAAAAGGCGUUUUGAUGAUUUAGAUUCACUUUGGCAGAUGCAUCUUGGCAAGUGUAAAGGUGUCAACAAUGACACUAAACGUGCAUCCCUAUGGAUUGGUUCACUGAAUUCUCUAGAUGCAUCAGAAAUGAAUAAUAAAAUGAAAUUUUCCGAUCGAAUACUGGAGACACGAUUCAUCAAUCAAAUCAGUAGUUUAAAACAAAAGAUUACUGAUUUAACUGCACAACAAGAACUAUCCGAUCGUAGAGCUGAUCGGUUAGAUAAACGUGUCACAGAACUACUUGAAUCACGUACAGCAUUCCAAGCUAGAGAGCGUGAAUUAACUAUGGAAUUAAAACAAUUGGAGCAGAAAUGUGCAGACAUUGAAGCAAAACGUAAAGCUGAUGGUGUUAUGUGGCGAAGUCGUGAAAUGGAGUUGAAAGCCCAACUGGCCGAACGUAAACAAGGUUAUUUGCAAUUAGAAUAUCAAUAUGAAAGUUUGUUAACUUCUCAACGUCUUCAAGUUGCUACUGGCAGCGGUAGUCAGUCUCUAGAUAAUCAUGAUUUAUGCAUGCGGAGAAAAUCUUCACUAGACUGUGAUAAACUUUUAGAAUACAAUUCAAAUACGACUAUGUCGACUGGUAUUGGUGCUACUUCUAAUGUUGUCAAUACCGCCACUAAUGGUACGCCCAAUAAUAAUAAUAAUAGUAGCAGUAUCAAUGGUGUCAAUAGUUCAAGUAAUAAUAAUAGUAAUAGUAACAAAAGUUUCACAUUGGGGAGCUAUUUAAAAUUUGCUCAAUCAACACCUCAUUCAACAAGUCUGGCAAAUUCUACUGCAUCAACACCAAGAGUAUUGAAUCCAGACAACGGUAAUAAUAAUGACAAUGACUCAUCCCCAUCAGCGUACACAGUUAGUUCAGAGGUGUAUUCCAUGUGGAAAGAUUUGCCUCCAUCUGUAAUGACUGAGUCUAUUGGUCCAUUAGAAGAUCUAUGCCUCAUACCAGAUGAUCCUAUGAUUACAAGUGUCUACAUAAAUCCGUCAACAUCAUCAACGUCAUCAUUGUCGCCAACAAAGGAAGCGGAAGUGGCGAUAGCAGUAGCGAACACAACAACAGUAACUCUUACAACCUCUCCGCCACCGUUAACAUCCUCCACUUCUGUCACCUCUUCAUUGUCGUCGUCGAAUAGCCAAAAUUUCUAG